Bactrocera dorsalis (oriental fruit fly) is the source of this 1281-nucleotide messenger RNA. RefSeq names its product cytoplasmic phosphatidylinositol transfer protein 1 (gene rdgBbeta). Gene Ontology annotation, biological process: phospholipid transport. The transcript has 4 exons. Gene Ontology annotation, cellular component: cytoplasm. NCBI's taxonomy places the organism in Eukaryota, Metazoa, Arthropoda, Insecta, Diptera, Tephritidae. The annotation marks the transcript as partial. The record is from RefSeq and is a predicted model, not a curated record. Gene Ontology annotation, molecular function: phosphatidylinositol transfer activity; phosphatidylinositol binding.
UUUGAAUCAAACGCCUUUGUUCUUUUCAUAUACAUAUACCGACUGUAUUCUUUGACGCAAAUUGUAGAAUAUACCUGCUCCUUCGUGCCCAAAUUAAGCAUAACAAUCAAAACUAAAUACGAGAAUAAUAAUGGCUGCUCAGAAAACUGUCUGGGACUUAGCGAAGAGGAAUUACAGACACGCUUAUUGGAGGAAGUCGACAUUGCAUUUGAUGAGCUUUCCAAUCAGAAUCAUUAUAAAAAAGAAGAGGAUCCCAAAUUUUUCAAAUCUGUGAAAACAGGUCGCGGUCCUCUCAUCGAGGGCUGGAGAAGCAUGGAUGAGCCCAUUAUGUGUUCCUACAAACUGGUAAAUGCUUCCUUCGAAGUUUGGGGUUUACAAACCAAGGUAGAAGAUUUUAUACAACGUAGCAUACGCACCGUUCUGUUGUUGGGUCAUAGACAGGCAUUUACAUGGAUUGACGAGUGGUAUGGCAUGACUUUGGCCGAUGUGCGUGCAUUUGAAAGACAAAAGCAAGCUGAAACAAAUGAAAAAUUAAAAGCAACUGACGAUAAUUGACAUGCGACAUCAAUAAGUGUCGAUACUAAUGUGGUUUAGUUUCCUAGGAAAGCGUUUAAAACAAAACAAAUUAGAUUUUAAGGAGUGAAAACGGAUUUUAAGGAGUGAAAACGGAAGGAGUGAAAACGGAAGGAAGUGUAAAAAUUUAAGACGGUUAAUAUAACCUUUGAGUUAUCACAAGAUAAUACUAGUGUUAAAAAGCAAAUGCUUGCUUAAAGAGCUCGAAGAAAUAGAUAAAGCAAAGUAUAAUUACUCAGGAAAUUAAUGUUCUAAAUUGCGAACAACGCGCAUUUAGCGUUUUCACAAAAGAUUGCUGAUAACUUCCACAUUGAUUAUUUUAAGUAAAAUUUCGUUAUUGAAUUACACAGAAAAUCAGAUAACAACAUAUUUCACUACUGUCACACAUGUAUUUAACUUGGCGAUAUUUUCUUUUUAAUUCAAGAAAUAUUAGUUUCGAAAGUGAAAAAUGCUUUUUGAGUUAUUUUUACUCUUUAAAUACAUACAUUUUCCCAACUAGGAGAUUAUUUUGAAUAUACUAUAUGUUAUGUCUGUACAUGCUUAGUGCAGAAGUAAUUUCAGUUUUGAAAUGAGUCUAAACUGAAAAGAAUAGAACCCAAAUGUUAGUUAGUUUGAAUUUAACUAGCCAAAUAGUAUACACAUGUACAUAUUUUAUUUUUAGUAAAAGCAAAAAAUUUAAAUACAAAGACAUAUUUUGAAAAAAAGGAA